Molecule: messenger RNA, 2171 nt
Organism: Zonotrichia leucophrys gambelii
Lineage: Eukaryota; Metazoa; Chordata; Aves; Passeriformes; Passerellidae
Product: NAD(P)(+)--arginine ADP-ribosyltransferase 2-like
Exons: 3
Coding region: 142-969 (275 amino acids)
Molecular function (GO): NAD+ poly-ADP-ribosyltransferase activity; NAD+-protein-arginine ADP-ribosyltransferase activity
Source: RefSeq, a predicted model, not a curated record
ACUGAGCUGCAGGACCAGGAGAGAUCUGCAGUGAGUCUGAGCUGAUCAAGAAUUCUGGCUUUUUGAUACCUCCAGUUCCAUCAGGGAGUUCACUUCAGCUGAUUUUGUGUCCCACACUGGCCACUGUGGCCUCUCUUCUCCAUGGCCCCCCUGGCUCACACCCUGGCACUGCUGGCAAUGACCGUGGCCACCAUGUCCAUCAAGGUGGUGCCCCUGGACAUGGCCCAGAACUCCUUUGAUGACCAGUACCUCAACUGUGGCCCUGCCAUGGCUGAGGCCUUGCCGGCCCUCAAUGGCUCUGAGUUCCAGGAGAACAAGGAGUUUUCCCAGGCCUGGGUGAAGGCCACGGCCGAGUGGCAGAAGCGGGGCUCCUCUUCAUCCCCUCUGUCCCCAGCCCAGGCCAUUGCCCUCAUGGCCUACACGAUGGGGGACGUGCACAAGCAGCUCAACCCGGCCGUGCGCGAGGCUGGGCGCUCCCGCCAGGAAUACCGGGACAACUUCCACUUCAAAACGCUGCAUUUCCUGCUGACCCAGGCCCUCCAGAAGCUGAGACGCCCUCAUGAGUGUCCAGAUGUGUUCCGUGGGGUGAGGACGGUCCAGUUCAAUGUGACACCUGGCGAUAAAAUCCGCUUUGGUCAAUUUGCUUCAUCGUCGCUGGACAAAAUGGUGGCCCAGGGUUAUGGGAACGUCACAAUGUUUGAGGUGCACACGUGCCAUGGAGCAGACAUCCAGAAGUUCUCCUUCAAUCAAAGUGAGAAGGAGGUGCUGAUCCCACCCUUUGAGACCUUUGAGGUCACCAAAGUCACCAGGGAAGGGAAGAAGGUGCAGAUUGUGCUACGCUCCACUGGGAACUUCAGCAACUACAACUGCGAGUGGCUGCGAGGUGGGAGCCUCCCCAGGAACUCUCCCCAACUUGGCGGGCUUCUCCUGGCCACCAUGGCCAUGGCAGUGGCCAUUGGUACCCUCUAAGCCAUGAGGCCACCAGAGUUACUGUGGUCCUGGGGGCCACUGUGGCCAACAUGAGCAUGAAGGCCACAAGGACCUCCAGGGAAUUGAGGCCACCAAGGCUACCGAGGCCAUUAUGACCACUAUGGUCCCUUUGUCCCGUGUGACCACUGUGGCCGUUAUUACCACUACGGCCACUGUGGCCACUUUGGCUUCUAUGACCAAUCUGGCCACUCUGGACAUUGGAACCACCACGGUCAGGAUGGCCAUUGUGCCCAUAGUGACCCCUGAUGUCACCGUGCCCACUGUGGCUACUGUGGUCAUUGUAACUACUGAGGCCACCGUGGCCAGUGUGGUUUCCAAGGUCACCAAGGUCACCGUGGCCACCAUGGUCUCUGUGGCCACCAUGGUCAUUGUAACAAGGUGUCCAUCCUGGAAAAGCCCCUCUGAGAGCUGCCCAGUGAGGCAGCUAUGCCAGGACAGCAUGGACAGCAGAGAUUGGGCAGUGCCUGGGGCCACUUGGGCACUUCCCAAUAGAGGAGUUUGGGAGUGGCAAUGCCACGGCCACCUCCUAGCGCUCCUUGGCUGCCUCGCCUGUUUCAUCAAUAAAUUGCUGCUUGCUCAUGUGCCAUACAAGAAAUGUAUCAAAAACUUGAUCCUUGCUCACCUGGUGUAUCAAAUGUUUAUCAGAAAUUUGAUCCUUGCUUGCCUGGUGUAUCAAUAGUUUACCAAAAUUUGCUGCUGGCUCACCUGAUGUAUCUGCUACAGCUCCUAUAAUGCCUUUCCUGCAGAGCGCCUCAUUUCCUAAAAUAAAGCAGUUCCUGGAGUUUUUGUUAGAGGCAACUUAAAGCUUUAUUUUUCAAACCUCGAUCUUCAAAGAUGGAGAAAUUUCCCUCCCUUUUUCCUCGUUUGCUGCAGCCUCUCACAAAGGACCUGGAGGGGAUGGAGCGUGUCCAGGGAAGGGAUGGGGUUGGGGAAGAGUCUGGAGCACCAGGAAGGGCUGAGGUAGCUGGUGGGGGCUGCUCAGUGCAAUUAAGAAGGAUGAAUUAUCAGUUUGGGGCCAGUUCUAUAGUUCCUGAUUUGAGGUAACACAACAGAAAAAGCAUUGGGAGGAAAAAAAGAAAAAGAAACAGAAUAAAGAAGGAUGAAAAAUAAAAUAGAGAAAUGGGGACAGAGGCAGCACCACCCUUUUAUUUAUGAAAAAAAUAAACCCUGAUGUUUCGCUC